UGUUUCAGAUGAAGACCUUCAUCACCAUCGCAUUGCUAUCAGCACUAGCAGCCUGCUGUAGUGCUAGUGUCCUCCCGAGUAAGGAGGAGUUGGCCAGAGGUGUCACGGUGGUAGAAAAUGCUGAUGAGGCAGAGCUCCAGAAAUUCCUGUCCACUCGCCAGGCGUCAAACGAAACUGAGCUUUUAUUCGAGUCCAACUUCUUCGUGCCAGCCAUUCCGGGCGAAGCGGUAGUACACCGAAUCGAGUACAUUGGCGCACCAAACACUGUGAUAACCACCACUCAUAGAAACCACUUUCAACCAUUGCCAUCUCUAGUGCACACUGCAGGCUGGCUGACCAACAAUCUCGUCAUGACUUUGACUUCACAAGUCGGCGGCAGUAUGCUUGGUAGUGUGAAAAUUUAUGGCUACGUGCACGGAAACUAGUUAAUAAUACCGUAUAUUAUGUACUAAUGCCAGUAAGUCAAGCUACCCCACUCUGUCAAUUACAUUUUCAACUUUAUAUCCGAACAAUACAGCUGACAAUCUAAUAAAGUCUGACAGAAAAGAACCAUUAUUUUGAAAGAUUGAAGCAGUUUGAUGUACUUGGCACCUGUAACAACGUCCGAACUGUAAUUGGCCAAACAUGAUUUGUCUACUUGAAGCUCAUUUUAUCAUUAUAAUUAUGCAUAUUUUUCUGGUAAAUUGUUAGUAAGUCUCGAUUAAUUUGAAGCCACACCGGCGCUUAUAUCGAGACUUACAUUUUUCUUAAUAUUUACUUAAAUAAUUUAAUCGAUUUCCCUAUAAUCCUGUCAAUAUUUUUUUAUUCUAUCUUAUAUUAUAAUAUGUAUCAUUAAAAUAACAUUAUAAUGUAA
Molecule: messenger RNA, 853 nt
Organism: Spodoptera frugiperda (fall armyworm)
Lineage: Eukaryota; Metazoa; Arthropoda; Insecta; Lepidoptera; Noctuidae
Exons: 4
Coding region: 9-425 (138 amino acids)
Source: RefSeq, a predicted model, not a curated record